AUGACUCGUAAAUGGCAGCAGCUGCAGACAAAAAGGUAUGCAGAGAAGAGAAAGUUUGGAUUUGUAGAUGCCCAGAAGGAGGAUAUGCCACCUGAGCAUCUUAGGAAGAUUAUUAGAGAUCAUGGUGACAUGAGCAGCCGCAAGUACAGACACGACAAGCGUGUAUACCUUGGAGCUCUCAAGUAUAUGCCUCAUGCUGUGCUGAAACUUCUAGAGAAUAUGCCAAUGCCCUGGGAGCAGAUUCGAGAUGUGAAAGUCUUGUACCACAUCACUGGUGCAAUUUCUUUCGUCAAUGAGAUCCCUUGGGUUGUUGAGCCCAUAUAUAUUGCCCAGUGGGGGACAAUGUGGAUUAUGAUGAGGCGAGAGAAGCGAGAUCGUCGUCAUUUCAAAAGGAUGAGGUUUCCACCCUUUGAUGAUGAAGAGCCACCAUUGGAUUAUGCUGACAACGUCUUGGAUGUGGAACCUCUUGAAGCCAUUCAGAUGGAAUUGGAUUCUGAAGAGGAUAGAAGUGUUCAUGACUGGCUUUAUGAACACAAGCCAUUGAUUGAAUCAAAAUAUGUCAAUGGGACAACCUACCGGCGCUGGCAGCUGGCUCUUCCACAGAUGGCAACAUUGUACAGACUGGCAAACCAGCUCCUUACUGACUUGGUGGAUGAGAACUAUUUCUAUUUGUUUGAUCUGAAAUCCUUCUUCACAGCAAAAGCCCUGAAUAUGGCUAUCCCAGGAGGUCCAAAGUUUGAGCCACUUAUCAAGGAUGGCAAUGCAGGGGAUGAAGACUGGAAUGAAUUCAAUGACAUCAACAAGAUCAUUAUCAGGCAGCCUAUUAGGACAGAAUAUCGUAUUGCUUUUCCAUACCUCUACAACAACAUGCCCCAGUUUGUCCAUCUAUCCUGGUACCACUCUCCAAAUGUUGUGUUUAUCAAAACAGAGGAUCCAGACUUGCCUGCAUUUUACUUUGACCCUCUCAUCAACCCAAUUGCACACAGGCACACAGCCAAGGUGCCAGAACCAUUACCAGAUGAUAUUGAAGAUUUUGAGCUCCCAGAUGUCUGUCAGCCCUUCAUGCAAGAGUUCCCAUUGUACACAGACAAUACAGCCAAUGGUAUUGCUCUUCUUUGGGCACAAAGGCCGUUCAGUCUCCGUUCAGACCGAACAAGACGAGCCAUGGAUAUCCCUCUGGUGAAAGCCUGGUACCGAGAACAUUGUCCUGCUGGCAUGCCAGUCAAAGUGCGCGUGUCUUACCAGAAACUUCUCAAGUACUUUGUACUCAAUGCCCUUAAGCAUCGACCUCCCAAACCACAGAAGAAGAGGUACCUGUUUCGAUCCUUCAAGGCAACCAAGUUUUUUCAGUCAACAACUCUUGACUGGGUGGAAGUUGGAUUGCAGGUAUGUCGUCAGGGGUACAACAUGCUAAACCUCCUCAUUCAUCGAAAGAACCUCAACUAUCUUCACUUGGACUACAACUUCAAUUUAAAACCUGUGAAGACACUGACUACAAAAGAAAGAAAGAAGUCCCGCUUUGGGAAUGCAUUCCAUUUGUGUCGAGAGAUCUUGCGUCUGACAAAGCUGAUUGUCGAUUCUCACGUUCAGUAUCGGCUAAACAACGUGGAUGCAUUCCAGUUGGCAGAUGGUCUUCAAUAUGUAUUUGCCCAUGUGGGUCAGCUGACUGGGAUGUACCGCUACAAGUAUAAGCUGAUGAAACAGAUCCGCAUGUGCAAGGAUCUCAAGCAUGUUUCCUACUACAGAUUCAACACUGGUCCAGUUGGGAAAGGACCAGGAUGUGGAUUCUGGGCUCCUGGCUGGCGCGUGUGGCUCUUCUUCCUCCGAGGUGUAACACCAUUGUUGGAGAGAUGGCUUGGCAAUCUUCUUAGCAGACAGUUUGAAGGCCGUCACUCAAAAGGAGUUGCCAAGACUGUGACCAAGCAGAGAGUGGAGUCACACUUUGACUUGGAACUCAGAGCUUCUGUGAUGCAUGACAUCCUGGAUAUGAUGCCAGAAGGAAUGAAACAGAACAAGGCCAGAACCAUCUUGCAACACCUGAGUGAGGCAUGGAGAUGUUGGAAGGCCAACAUUCCAUGGAAGGUACCUGGAUUGCCAACUCCAAUCGAGAACAUGAUCCUUCGCUAUGUGAAGAUGAAGGCUGAUUGGUGGACAAACACAGCUCACUACAACCGGGAGCGCAUCCGCCGUGGAGCCACUGUGGACAAGACUGUUUGCAAGAAGAACUUAGGCCGCCUCACUCGCCUGUAUCUCAAGGCAGAGCAGGAGCGGCAACACAAUUACCUCAAGGAUGGGCCCUACAUCAGUCCAGAGGAGGCAGUGGCCAUCUACACCACAACUGUGCAUUGGUUGGAGUCUCGGCGAUUUGCUCCCAUCCCAUUCCCUCCCCUCUCCUACAAGCAUGACACCAAACUUCUCAUCUUAGCUCUGGAAAGGCUCAAGGAGGCAUACAGUGUGAAAUCCCGCUUGAAUCAGAGUCAAAGAGAGGAGCUGGGAUUGAUCGAGCAGGCAUAUGACAACCCUCAUGAAGCUCUGUCUCGAAUCAAACGUCACCUGCUUACACAGAGGGCAUUCAAGGAAGUUGGAAUAGAGUUCAUGGAUCUCUACAGUCAUCUCAUCCCGGUGUAUGAUGUAGAACCCCUGGAGAAGAUCACAGAUGCCUAUCUUGACCAGUAUUUGUGGUAUGAGGCUGACAAGCGGCGGCUCUUUCCCCCUUGGAUCCAGCCAUCAGACACUGAGCCACCGCCUCUUCUCGUCUACAAGUGGUGUCAGGGAAUCAACAACCUACAAGAUGUAUGGGAAACUGGAGAAGGAGAGUGCAAUGUCCUGCUUGAGUCUCAUCUGGAAAAGCUAUAUGAGAAGAUUGAUCUAACUCUUCUCAACCGGCUCCUUCGUCUCAUUGUGGAUCAUAACAUUGCAGAUUACAUGACUGCCAAGAACAACAUUGUCAUCAAUUACAAGGACAUGAACCAUACCAACAGCUAUGGAAUCAUUCGAGGUCUCCAGUUCGCCUCCUUCAUCGUCCAGUAUUAUGGCCUUGUGAUUGAUUUAUUGAUGCUUGGCCUACAAAGAGCAUCUGAGAUGGCUGGACCUCCCCAAAUGCCCAAUGACUUCCUCACAUUCCAAGAUGUAGCCACAGAAAGUGCUCAUCCCAUCCGACUAUACUGUCGUUACAUUGACCGAAUCCACAUAUUCUUCAGAUUCUCAGCAGAGGAGGCACGGGAUCUGAUUCAGCGCUAUCUCACAGAACAUCCUGAUCCCAACAAUGAGAACAUUGUUGGCUACAACAACAAGAAGUGCUGGCCUCGAGAUGCACGCAUGCGACUCAUGAAGCAUGAUGUGAACUUGGGUCGAGCAGUGUUCUGGGACAUCAAGAAUCGUUUGCCACGUUCAGUGACAACAGUUGAAUGGGAAAACAGUUUUGUCUCUGUGUACUCCAAAGACAAUCCCAAUCUGCUUUUCAACAUGAGUGGCUUUGAGUGCCGCAUCCUGCCUAAGUGUCGGACAACUCACGAGGAGUUCACACAUCGAGAUGGAGUUUGGAACCUACAGAAUGAGGUGACCAAAGAAAGAACUGCCCAGUGUUUUCUGCGAGUAGAUGAUGAAUCCUUGCAGCGUUUCCACAAUCGUGUUAGGCAGAUCCUCAUGGCAUCAGGCUCUACCACCUUCACAAAGAUUGUGAACAAAUGGAAUACAGCUCUCAUUGGCUUGAUGACAUACUUCCGAGAAGCUGUUGUCAACACACAGGAGCUAUUGGAUCUCCUGGUGAAAUGUGAGAACAAAAUCCAGACCCGAAUCAAGAUUGGACUCAACUCCAAGAUGCCUAGUCGUUUCCCCCCUGUUGUGUUCUACACCCCCAAGGAAUUGGGAGGCUUGGGAAUGCUCUCCAUGGGACAUGUCCUCAUCCCACAGUCUGACUUGAGAUGGUCAAAACAGACAGAUGUGGGCAUCACUCACUUCCGCUCAGGUAUGAGUCAUGAUGAGGAUCAGGUCAUUCCCAAUCUCUAUCGUUACAUCCAGCCCUGGGAAUCAGAGUUCAUAGACUCUCAGAGAGUCUGGGCUGAAUAUGCUUUGAAGAGACAAGAAGCCAAUGCCCAGAACAGGCGAUUGACCUUGGAGGACUUGGAGGAUAGCUGGGACAGGGGUAUCCCUCGCAUCAACACUUUGUUCCAGAAGGAUCGGCACACCCUUGCAUACGACAAGGGCUGGAGAGUCCGAACGGAGUUUAAGGCCUACCAGGUGUUGAAGCAAAAUCCUUUCUGGUGGACACACCAGCGUCAUGAUGGAAAGCUGUGGAACCUAAACAAUUAUCGAACAGACAUGAUUCAGGCACUUGGAGGAGUGGAGGGGAUUUUGGAGCACACGCUGUUCAAGGGAACAUAUUUCCCUACUUGGGAGGGUCUCUUCUGGGAGAAGGCAUCCGGAUUUGAGGAGUCCAUGAAAUACAAGAAGCUGACCAAUGCACAGCGAUCAGGGUUGAAUCAGAUUCCCAAUCGACGAUUCACCCUUUGGUGGUCACCCACCAUCAACCGGGCCAAUGUUUAUGUUGGUUUUCAGGUUCAACUGGACUUGACAGGAAUCUUCAUGCAUGGAAAGAUCCCAACCCUCAAGAUCUCUUUGAUUCAGAUCUUCCGAGCGCAUUUGUGGCAGAAGAUCCACGAAUCAGUUGUCAUGGAUCUUUGUCAGGUUUUUGAUCAAGAGCUUGAUGCCUUGGAGAUUGAGACAGUUCAGAAGGAGACAAUUCAUCCCCGAAAGUCUUACAAGAUGAAUUCUUCUUGUGCAGACAUUCUCCUUUUUGCUUCUUACAAGUGGAAUGUCUCCCGACCAUCUCUCUUGGCUGAUUCUAAGGACACAAUGGACAACACUACAACUCAGAAGUAUUGGAUCGAUGUGCAGUUGCGUUGGGGAGAUUAUGAUUCCCAUGAUGUGGAGCGAUAUGCUAGGGCCAAGUUUUUGGACUAUACCACAGACAACAUGUCCAUCUAUCCAUCUCCAACCGGUGUGCUCAUCGCAAUUGACUUGGCCUACAAUCUUCAUAGUGCAUAUGGGAACUGGUUCCCUGGGAGCAAACCAUUGAUCCAGCAGGCCAUGGCAAAGAUCAUGAAAGCUAAUCCAGCCCUGUAUGUGUUGAGAGAACGAAUUCGAAAGGGUCUCCAACUCUAUUCAUCAGAACCUACAGAACCUUACCUCUCAUCCCAGAAUUAUGGAGAACUCUUCUCCAAUCAGAUUAUCUGGUUUGUUGAUGACACAAAUGUGUAUCGUGUGACAAUCCACAAGACCUUUGAAGGGAACUUGACAACAAAGCCUAUCAAUGGUGCCAUCUUCAUCUUCAACCCCCGAACUGGACAGUUGUUCCUCAAGAUCAUCCACACAUCUGUGUGGGCAGGUCAAAAGCGUUUGGGACAGUUGGCAAAGUGGAAAACAGCUGAGGAAGUGGCUGCUCUCAUCCGAUCCCUCCCAGUUGAGGAGCAGCCAAAGCAGAUCAUUGUGACUCGAAAGGGAAUGUUGGAUCCCCUUGAAGUCCAUCUUCUUGACUUUCCUAACAUUGUGAUCAAGGGAUCAGAGCUCCAGCUUCCAUUCCAAGCUUGUUUGAAGGUUGAGAAGAUAGGAGACCUUAUCCUCAAGGCCACUGAGCCUCAGAUGGUGCUUUUCAAUCUAUAUGAUGACUGGCUGAAGACCAUCUCAUCAUAUACGGCCUUCUCUCGAAUGAUCCUCAUUUUGCGUGCUAUGCAUGUGAACACGGAUCGAACAAAGGUGAUACUGAAACCAGACAAGACAACUAUUACAGAACCACAUCACAUUUGGCCCUCUCUCUCUGAUGAAGAAUGGGUCAAAGUUGAAGUCCAACUUAAGGACCUCAUCCUUGCUGACUAUGGCAAAAAGAACAAUGUGAAUGUAGCAUCACUGACUCAGUCAGAGAUCCGAGACAUCAUCUUAGGCAUGGAGAUCAGUGCUCCCUCUCAGCAGAGGCAGCAGAUUGCAGAGAUUGAGAAGCAGGCCAAGGAGCAGAGUCAGCUGACUGCCACAACCACUCGCACUGUCAAUAAACAUGGAGAUGAGAUCAUCACAACCACUACCUCCAACUAUGAAUCUCAGACAUUCAGUUCAAAGACUGAAUGGCGUGUGAGAGCCAUCUCGGCCACCAACCUCCACCUUCGUACAAACCACAUCUAUGUGUCGUCAGAUGACAUCAAGGAGGCAGGAUACACAUAUAUCCUGCCUAAGAAUGUCCUUAAGAAGUUUAUCAUCAUCUCUGACCUCCGUGCCCAGAUAUCUGGAUACCUGUUUGGAGUGAGCCCGGCAGACAACCCGCAGGUAAAAGAGGUACGGUGUGUGGUACUGCCUCCACAGUGGGGCACCCACCAGACAGUGCACCUCCCUCAAAUGCUGCCUCAACAUGAGCUUUUGAAGGAGAUGGAACCUUUGGGGUGGAUUCACACUCAACCCAAUGAGCUCCCUCAGCUGUCACCACAGGAUAUCACUACCCAUGCAAGAGUCAUGGCAGACCAUUCAUCAUGGGAUGGAGAGAAGACAAUUGUGAUCACAUGCAGUUUCACUCCUGGCUCUGUCUCUCUCACAGCCUACAAACUCACUCCAAGUGGGUUUGAGUGGGGGAGGCAGAACACAGAUCGAGGAAACAAUCCAAAGGGGUACCUUCCCAGUCAUUAUGAGAGAGUGCAAAUGCUUCUGUCAGAUCGAUUCCUUGGCUUCUUCAUGGUCCCUGCUCAGGGAUCAUGGAAUUACAACUUCAUGGGUGUUAGGCACGAUCCCGGGAUGAAGUACGAGUUGAUGCUGGCCAAUCCCAAGGAGUUCUAUCACGAGGUCCAUCGUCCCUCACACUUCUUACAGUUUGCUGCCAUCGAGGAAGGCGAAGGAGUUGGUGCUGAUCGGGAAGAUCUCUUUGGCUAAGUCCAUGUUUCUUUUAUGUUUUGAGUGACUGAUGCACUGUAUGGAUGUUUUGAUUUGAGAGCUGUCUGAUGAAUGAAGUUUAUUCUCUGGUCCUUA
Molecule: messenger RNA, 7005 nt
Organism: Darwinula stevensoni
Lineage: Eukaryota; Metazoa; Arthropoda; Ostracoda; Podocopida; Darwinulidae
Source: the annotation of a GenBank genome assembly